Messenger RNA from Penicillium canariense, 1104 nucleotides. Its product is annotated as GTP-binding protein RBG1. Gene Ontology annotation, cellular component: cytoplasm. The coding region runs from base 1 to 1104 and encodes 367 amino acids. NCBI's taxonomy places the organism in Eukaryota, Fungi, Ascomycota, Eurotiomycetes, Eurotiales, Aspergillaceae. Gene Ontology annotation, biological process: cytoplasmic translation. The transcript is spliced from 9 exons. The record is from RefSeq and is a predicted model, not a curated record. Gene Ontology annotation, molecular function: GTP binding; GTPase activity.
AUGUCGACCACGAUUGAUAAGAUCAAGGAGGUCGAGUCCGAGAUGGCUCGGACUCAGAAGAACAAGAACACAUCCUUCCACUUGGGACAAUUGAAGGCAAAGCUUGCUAAGCUCAAGCGAGAGUUGUUGACCCCAACUGGAGGUGGUGGCGGUGGUGGUGCCGGUUUCGAUGUUGCGCGUACUGGUGUUGCCAGUGUUGGCUUCAUUGGUUUCCCCUCCGUCGGCAAGAGUACUCUGAUGAGCAAGCUGACUGGCCAGCACUCGGAAGCUGCCGCAUACGAGUUCACGACCCUCACGACUGUGCCCGGACAAGUGAUGUACAAUGGUGCCAAGAUUCAGAUUCUCGAUCUUCCUGGUAUUAUCCAGGGUGCGAAGGAUGGCAAGGGUCGUGGUCGUCAGGUCAUUGCAGUGGCAAAGACCUGCCACCUUAUCUUUAUCAUUCUCGACGUAAACAAGCCCUUGGUCGACAAGCGAGUUAUCGAGAACGAAUUGGAGGGCUUCGGUAUUCGAAUCAAUAAGUCGCCUCCCAACAUUGUGUUCAGGAAGAAGGAUAAAGGCGGUAUCGCGAUCACCAGCACUACUCCAUUGACCAACAUCUCUCCAGAGGAAAUCAAAGCUGUGAUGAACGAGUACAAGAUUUCGUCUGCUGACAUUUCCAUCCGAUGUGAUGCGACUAUCGAUGAUCUGAUUGAUGUUUUGGAAGCCAAGAGCCGAGCCUAUAUCCCCGUCGUCUACGCACUCAACAAGAUCGAUGCUAUCUCGAUUGAGGAGCUGGAUCUGCUUUACCGCAUUCCCAAUGCCUGCCCUAUCAGUUCAGAGCACGGCUGGAACAUUGACGAGCUGCUGGAGAUGAUGUGGGAGAAGCUCAGCCUGCGGAGAAUCUAUACCAAGCCCAAAGGCCGCGCACCCGACUACACAGCACCCGUGGUGCUUCGUGCUUCGGGCUGCACCGUGGAGGACUUCUGUAAUGCCAUUCACCGAACGAUCAAGGACCAGUUCAAGCACGCUAUUGUGUAUGGCCGCUCUGUCAAGCACCAGCCGCAGCGAGUCGGUCUUUCGCACGAGCUUGCUGAUGAAGAUAUCGUGUCAAUUGUGAAGCGAUAA